Mesoplodon densirostris (Blainville's beaked whale) is the source of this 2421-nucleotide messenger RNA. RefSeq names its product protein phosphatase 1 regulatory subunit 3E (gene PPP1R3E). Bases 1465 to 2307 code for a protein of 280 amino acids. Gene Ontology annotation, biological process: regulation of glycogen biosynthetic process. The transcript is spliced from 4 exons. Gene Ontology annotation, molecular function: protein phosphatase 1 binding; glycogen binding. NCBI's taxonomy places the organism in Eukaryota, Metazoa, Chordata, Mammalia, Artiodactyla, Ziphiidae. The record is from RefSeq and is a predicted model, not a curated record. Gene Ontology annotation, cellular component: protein phosphatase type 1 complex.
AAGAGAGAGGGCCGCUGGAGGCCAGGAAGAGCAGGGCCAGGAGGGCAUGGAGAGCCGGACGGGGCUCCUGACCCUGGAGGCUACCCAGAGAAGCCGGCUGAGGCUCAGGAAACCUUGGAGCAAAUUCAGCAUUUCCAGAAGGUCUCUGACGUUCCAUGCACUUGUUGAACUUUUCCAGCCCUGGAAUGGGUGCCCAGAAAAGAGGAGCAGUUCCCAUUCCGGUGGGAACUGCCUGCCAGGUGCCUCAUCCUGUGGGACUAGCAGACGUGACACAGACACCAAACACUUCACUUCCUCUUUUCUCCAGAACCUUUAACCCAGUGGUCUCUACGUGAGCUGGGGCUUUAGCCAAGCAUCAGGGAGUCAGGACUUGGAUCGCAAGCAGUUUCUGCAGGGUGUGAAGCCAUCUGACCACAGCUGAUCCACACGAGGGCACCCUCAGGCAUUCUGAUUGGGGCCCACCAGCUCUUGCAGCUGGCACUUCCUUCAGCUCCAUUUGGAGCGCUCUCCAACCAAAGGCCGAAAGAGAAAAAAAUGAAGGAGUAAAAAGCGGCUCUGUGCCCUUCUUGGAGCUCCCACUGGAACUAGAACCCCACAGCCCCAGCUCCAAGAGAGAUAUGUGAUGAUUCAUUCAAUAAUUUGAGGGCCUACUAUGUGAUGAAACUGACCAUGAAUCAGACACAGCCUCUGCCGUCAAAGAGCGUACAGUCAGGUUAGAGAUCAGAACUCUAAUCCACUUUUUUACAGAUGAGAAAACUGAGGUCCAGAGAAGUUGUGCCUUGCUCAAGGUCACGCAACUAAAUAGCACCAGAGGUGAGACCAGAAACUAUGUCUUUCCACAACUCUCAGCUCAGAACUCUUUCAAAUGGGCCACCCACCCUUUUGAGUACCACAUCUCAGCUUCUGUUUGAGACUCUAACUAGCUUUCGUGACCUUCCCAUGUUUUCGCCUACCAUCAUCCUCCCAAACCUGGAGCCUAGGGUUUGGGAAAGAAGACGUUGAGCCCUGAAGAGAAAGUUACAGGCUGGGCCUUUUGAAACUUCCCCGAAAAGAAAAGGAAAGGUUACUCUCUACUCCCUGCGUUAACUCUUCCCGUGCCGAAAGGCUGAGGCCGUUAAAAAAAAAAAAAGAAAAGAAAAAAGGCAGAGUGGUCUCACUCAGGACCUGUAGGCUGGAGUGCCCACCUCCUGCUGGAUGGGGAGCCACCUGUCAGAGGGCUGUCGGCGAGGGCCGCGGGACCGGAGGGUGAGCGCCGCUGAGCGCACGCUCAGAGCAGAGAGACGCAGGAGGUGAUGGUCAAAUACCCUGGGAGCUGAGGUGGAGGAUUCUGGAGGUGACAGCAAGGAGAGUACGCAACUGCGAAGGGCGCCUGAAGCUUCUGCGCCGACACCAGGCGGGUGGGAGACAGGAAAGGAAGGCAGCGCGGCGGCGCUGCGGGAGGGCUCCGCCGGGGCGGGGGGUGCCAUGUCUCACGAGCGGUCCCCCCGCACCGACAUCCCCCGCAACCUGAGCUUCAUCGCCGCGCUGACAGAGCGCGCCUACUACCGCAGCCAGCGGCCCAGCCUCGAGGAGGAGCCGGAGGAGGAGCCAGGAGAAGGCGGGACGCGCCUCGGGGCCCGAUCCCGAGCUCCCGCUCCGAGUCGGGAGCGCAGGGCUCGCUCUGCGCCCGCCGGAGGCAGCGGUACCCGGGUGCCCCACAGCCGCAGCCCCGACACCCGUAAGAGAGUGCGUUUCGCCGACGCGCUUGGGCUGGAGCUGGCCGCGGUGCGCCGCUUCCGCCCGGGAGAGCUGCCUCGGGUACCCCGCCACGUGCAGGUCCAGCUGCAGAGGGACGCCCUUCGCCACUUCGCGCCGUGCCAGCCCCGCGCCCGAGGUCUCCAGCAGGAGGCGCGCGCUGCCCUGGACCCGGCCAGCGAGCCUGGCUUCGCGGCCCGCUUGCGGGCGCAGCGAAUCUGCCUGGAACGCGCCGAGGCGGGCCCGCUGGGCGUGGCCGGAAGCGCGCGCGUGCUGGACCUGGCCUACGAGAAGCGCGUGAGCGUGCGCUGGAGCGCUGACGGCUGGCGGACCCAACGCGAGGAGCCCGCUGCCUACGCCGGUCCGGCCCCGCCCCCGCCGCGCGCCGACCGCUUCGCCUUCCGCCUGCCGGCGCCACCCAUUGGUGGCGCCCUGCUUUUCGCCUUGCGCUACCGCGUUAGCGGCCACGAGUUCUGGGACAACAACGGCGGCCGUGACUAUGCUCUCCGUGGGCCCGAGCACCCGGGCAGUGGUGGAGCCCCGGAGCUCCAGGGCUGGAUCCACUUUAUCUGAGAUGCCUGCGUCCGACGGCGGAAAAAAAUCAAAGGCACCGGGGGGCUGGGGGAGCCCGAAGAUUUGGUGGGGAGGAAUGGGAGAAACCGAGAUUGGCGGGGAGCUGCCCUAGAG